ACAACGAGUGACGAACAACCCAGACCCUCGCCAUCCCGCAUCCCCGAUGGCCGACGCCUCUUCCUCCAGCGGCGGCCGCGGCGGCGGGCCCCACUCUUCCGCCUCAUCAUCCACCACCACACACCCCUCGCCGGUGUCCCUCGACGGCGGCCUCCUCCUCCGCCUCCUCCAAAACCCUCCCCCUACCCACCCGCGCGCUGAAACCCUCGCCCCAGCCCCCGUCGCGCACCACUUCUUCGUCGAUCCCGCCGUCGCCGCCGUGGGCCCCCUCUUCGCCGCCCCGCCACAGAUGCAGGAGGGCAGCUUCGCAUGGUCCUCCGCCUCCGCUCCGCAGCCGCAGCCGCAGCGGCACCAGCUCCGGUUCCCCGAUCACCGAUUCGCUCCCGGAGAACCCUACGCUGCUCUAGGCAGCGGCGGCGGCGGCGGCAGGGGGUUCGGAUCUGGGGAUGCGGCCAGGGCUGAGAGGCCUCGGCCGGGGGCGCCACCGCCUGGGUUUGGCAAGCCGUUGCAUCCGCUCGCUGCUGCCCGUGAUGCCUCGGAUACGUUUGGUGGAGCACCCAGCAGGGAGCAGAACCACCAUCGUCACAGGGGUUUGUGUAGGACGUCGAAUAAAGAACUACAGACUGCUCUACCUUUUGCUGGUGGUCGCGAGGCCCUUGGCAGAAUGCCUCACGCAGAGCAGCGGGCAAUGCCAAAUAUUGGUGGUCGUGAUGCAGCUGAAGGUGUGAUGUACAGGGAGCAGCAGCAGGAUCGCCUUUUGUCAUGGACACAGCCUGAUAUGAACACCAAUAGAUCGUUUGGCAGGAUGCCUCUUAGAGAGCAGCAUACACUUCCUAUCACAGGUGGUAGAACGCUACAUGGAGAUCAGUAUACACAUCCAAUCCAAGGAGGCAGGAUGCAGCAUAGUGAUCAAGGUCAGCAGGGACCCUUCUUAACCAACACGGCACAAAGGGAGCAGAUGUGGCAUGGAUUUAAGGAGGAAAAGGACCAUGCUGUGCGGAAACUGCCAAGUGCUAAUGUCCACGAUACAUUUGGUAAGGCACCGGUAAAGGAACUGCACCAUGUGAUAGUACCUGCUGGCAGUUCAGUUCCGGUGGGUCUCUGGGAGGAUCAAGUGAAUUGUUUGGAAGAUGACAGCCUAAGGGAAGUAGUCUUGGAGCAUGGAAUAGAUGGAAAGGUGGUAAAGGCAAAUAUUGAAGUAUCAUAUCAAAAGAGCAAGUUUAGAUUUGCUGGGCAGGAUGUAGAAGAAGAAAAUGAUGUGGGGGAGGAGGGUUCUAUAAUUGAGCAGAUGACAGAAAGUCUGGUGAUUGAUGACAAUGUUGAGGCCAAGGGAGUAUUAUUGCAAAAAACUGCCCCAAGGAGUAAGGAUUUCAGAUCAGACUUCUCAAGAGGACAUCAUGUAUCAAGCCAGCGAAUAAGAUUUCAGAGAAGGAACAGACCAUGUCGAUAUGACAUAGAUCGAUUCACACCUAGUUUCUUGUCAAUUUUUGAAUCAUUGGUCCCCUCAGAGGAGGAAAUUGCAAAGCAGAAGCAAUUGUUGACAUCUCUAAGCAGAAUAAUAAACAAGGAAUGGCCUAAUUCAAAACUAUACCUCUAUGGAUCAUGUGCCAAUUCUUUUGGUUUCUCAAAUAGUGAUAUUGAUCUAUGUCUCUCAAUUGAUGACAAGGAAAUGAGCAAAGUUGAUAUUAUAUUGAAACUGGCAGACAUUCUUCAAGCUGGAAAUCUCCAGAAUAUUCAGCCAUUAACUCGAGCAAGGGUACCAAUAGUGAAGCUUACGGAUCCAGAAACAGGGCUUUCCUGUGAUAUAUGUGUCAAUAAUCUUUUGGCAGUUGUUAACACGAAACUUCUAAGAGAUUAUGCACAAAUAGAUAGAAGGUUACAGCAGUUGGCAUUCAUUGUGAAGCAUUGGGCUAAAUCUCGGCGUGUAAAUGAAACUUACCAAGGGACACUUUCUAGUUAUGCCUAUGUGAUAAUGUGCAUCCACCUCCUACAGUUGCGAAGAAUACUCCCAUGCCUACAGGAAAUGGAGGCCACUUAUUUUGUCACGGUGGAUCAAAAUAGCUGUGCUUACUUUGACCAAGUGGACAAGCUAAAUAACUAUGGUGGUCACAGCAGAGACACCUUAUCACGGCUGCUCUGGGCCUUUUUCCAUUACUGGGCAUACGAGCACGAUUACACAAGGGAUGUCAUAUCAAUUUGUACUGGAAGGAUUAUUAGUAAGGAGAGGAAGGAUUGGACGAGAAGGGUUGGCAAUGACAGGCAUCUCAUAUGCAUCGAGGAUCCAUUUGAGCUCUCCCAUGAUCUCGGUCGUGUCGUUGACAAGUUCACAAUCAAGAUACUCCGGGAGGAAUUUGAGCGAGCUGCCAAUAUAUUACAGUUUGAUCCGAACCCCAGUGUUACGCUUUUUGAGCCAUACGUGCCCCCUCCAAUUCCGAGCCUGAUGCAAGAAGGAACUGUGAAUGCUGCAGAAGUUGACCUAUGAUCGUAGUAUCUGGUGCUUCAAGUUGUUGUAUGUUCUGAAGUAAUUUCCUAAUAUGUUUCGUGCAUAUAACUGUACAACGGAGAGGUAUUUCCUGUGUAGGUCCAGGUGGGCGACAGUACUUGGCCGCCUCAUAGGAUGGCAGAUUAGCGAAGUAUGUGUGCGAGAGGCCCCUAGCAACCUUUGCUCUAGUGUCUAUCCAACUUCGUUUUUUGUUUGCCAAAGAAUAUCUCAUUCAUGGGACGGGGCUCCUAACAAAUUUAUGUAGAUUUGGCUGCAAAAUAAGGUUGGAAAAUAAGUAGUGACCUGACACCUUGAUGUCACUGUUAUAA
Panicum virgatum (switchgrass) is the source of this 2811-nucleotide messenger RNA. RefSeq names its product terminal uridylyltransferase 7-like. NCBI's taxonomy places the organism in Eukaryota, Viridiplantae, Streptophyta, Magnoliopsida, Poales, Poaceae. Bases 47 to 2482 code for a protein of 811 amino acids. The transcript has 6 exons. The record is from RefSeq and is a predicted model, not a curated record. Gene Ontology annotation, molecular function: RNA uridylyltransferase activity.